Camelina sativa (false flax) is the source of this 2828-nucleotide messenger RNA. Lineage: Eukaryota; Viridiplantae; Streptophyta; Magnoliopsida; Brassicales; Brassicaceae. The record is from RefSeq and is a predicted model, not a curated record.
UCCAUCCUAUCUCUCUCUUGAUCAGAAUUCAGUAAUAAUAAUUUGGUAGUAAGUAAGUAAUGAUUGUGUUUUUGGGUUUCGUAAUCGUGAAACUAGUGCAAAUAUAAGAAAUUCGAAAUUUGGUUGUGCUGCUUUGCUUAUGAAACGUUAUUAUUAUUGCAAGGCUAAGGCUAAGGCUAAUGAAGUCCGCUCAAGAACUCUUGCCACUUUACGGCAGCUCCGACAACCGGCACCGGCGAUAUUUCUCAACACACGCGUUGAUGCUCGCAUCAUCAAAACUGGCUUCGACACAGAUACUUGCCGCUCCAAUUUCAUCGUCGACGACCUUCUCAGGAGAGGUCAAGUCUCUGCCGCACGCAAGGUGUUCGACGAAAUGCCUCACAAAAACACUGUCUCCACCAAUACCAUGAUUGCUGGGUACGUUAAGACCGGCGAUCUUUCCACCGCCCGGGAACUUUUUGACGGGAUGGCCGAUAGAACUGUUGUUACGUGGACCAUCUUGAUUGGGUGCUACUCCCGGAACGACCAGUUUCAUGAAGCUUUCAAGCUCUUCCGUCAGAUGUGCAGGUCCUCCUGUUGUACCCUGCCCGAUCACGUCACCUUUACUACCCUUUUACCUGGCUGCAAUGACCAGAAUGCGGUUGGUCAACUUCAUGCUUUUGCCGUCAAGUUAGGCUUUCAUACGAACCUCUUUCUCACUGUCUCCAAUGUUCUGAUUAAGUCCUACUGUGAGAUAGGCCGACUCGAUUUGGCCUCUUUGCUGUUCCAGGACGUUCGGGGCAAGGACUCUGUCACGUUCAACACCCUUAUCACAGGGUAUGAGAAGGAUGGUUUGUACACGGAGGCCAUCCAUCUCUUUCUUCAAAUGCGGCAGUCUGGUCACAAGCCUUCAGAUUUCACCUUCUCUGGGGUCCUCAAGGCUGUUGUUGGGCUACACGAUUUUCCUCUCGGUCAGCAACUCCACGGUCUCUCAGUUACUACCGGCUUUUCCAGGGAUGCCUCCGUUGGGAAUCAGAUUCUUGAUUUCUACUCAAAACAUGAUCGCGUUUUUGAAACUAGGAAACUCUUUGAUGAAAUGCCUGAGUUGGAUUUCGUUUCUUACAAUGUGGUCAUCUCAAGCUAUUCACAGGCUGAGAGAUACCCCGAAUCCCUCAAGUUGUUCCGAGAAAUGCAGUGCAUGGGGUUCGACCGCAGAAACUUCCCUUUCGCGACGGUGCUGAGCAUCGCAGCCAACUUGUCAUCCUUGCAGAUGGGCCGACAAGUGCACAGCCAGGCCAUUCUGGCAACGGCUGAUUCAUUCCUUCAUGUUGGCAAUUCUUUAGUGGAUAUGUACGCAAAAUGUGAAAUGUUCGAGGAAGCUGAAUUGAUCUUCAACAGUUUAUCACAACAGACCUCUGUUUCCUGGACUGCCUUGAUCUCAGGUUACGUACAGACAGGGCUUCAUGAAGCUGGGCUUAAGCUGUUCACCAAGAUGCGAGGAGCAAGUUUACGAGCUGACCAAUCAACUUUUGCUACUGUUUUGAAAGCUUGCGCUAGUUUUGCUUCUUUGUUGCUCGGGAAACAACUCCAUGGAUUCAUAAUCAGGUCAGGGAAUUUGGAAAAUGUCUUCUCCGGAAGUGGUUUGGUUGAUAUGUACGCCAAAUGUGGUUCUAUCAAAGAUGCAGUUCAAGUAUUCCAAGAGAUGCCCGAUAGAAAUGCAGUUUCCUGGAAUGCCUUGAUUUCGGCAUACGCUGAUAACGGAGAUGGAGAAGCAGCAAUUAGUGCUUUCACAAAGAUGAUGCAAUCAGGUCUCCAGCCAGAUUCAGUCAGCAUCUUAGGCGUCUUGACUGCAUGUAGUCACUGUGGAUUAGUUGAACAAGGAACAGAGUAUUUCCAGGCAAUGUCUCCGAUCUAUGGGAUAACUCCAAAAAGGAAACAUUAUGCAUGCAUGCUGGAUAUGCUUGGCAGAAAUGGAAGAUUUGCAGAGGCAGAGAAGUUGAUUGACGAAAUGCCCUUUGAGGCAGAUGAAAUCAUGUGGUCGUCAGUGUUGAAUGCAUGUCGGAUCCACAAGAAUCAAAGCCUUGCUGAGAGAGCAGCAGAGCGGCUCUUCAGUAUGGAGAAGCUCAGGGACGCUGCUGCUUAUGUAAGCAUGUCCAACAUCUAUGCAGCAGCUGGGAAAUGGGAAAGCGUUAGGCAUGUGAAGAAAGCAAUGCGUGAACGCGGAAUCAGAAAGGUUCCGGCUUAUAGCUGGGUUGAAGUGAACCACAAGAUUCACGUGUUCUCAUCGAAUGACCAUACACACCCAAAAGGAGAUGAGAUCUUGAGGAAGAUCAAUGAAUUGACAGCUGAAAUUGAGAGAGAAGGGUACAAGCCUGACACAAGUUCGGUUGUACAAGACAUAGAUGCGCAGAUGAAGAUUGAGUCGCUUAAGUACCACAGUGAACGUUUAGCCGUUGCAUUUGCUCUGAUCAGUACACCAGAAGGGUGUCCGAUUGUUGUAAUGAAGAACUUGAGGGCCUGCAGGGAUUGCCAUGCUGCAAUUAAACUUAUAUCGAAGAUUGUAAAGAGGGAGAUAACUGUAAGGGAUUCAAGCAGAUUCCAUCACUUUAGUCAGGGGGUCUGUUCUUGUGGUGAUUACUGGUGACUCGCAUCCCUGUUAUAGAACAAAGAUCUAGAAUACUUUCUGCUUCAUUCCUUCAUUUUUUAAUAUUUUUGUGGGACUUGGGAUUGAGAUUUUGUAACCUUAACUAAUGUUGUAAUAUAUUCAAAUAGGAAAACUUAUUGAUUUUCCAGUACAUCUCCAUCACAUUACAUUAUAUUACAAGGAGAGUGGGAGUUUUGUUUCCUAA